AUAAUUCCACUAAAAUUCAACCAAAAAGGGGGGUACAAAAAAAGAAAUUAAAUGUUAUUGAGUGAUGGGUAGUUAAAGAACUUAUGGUGUUAGGCUGUCCAAAAAGAGAAGCAGUUAAAGAGUUUGGAGUACAAUGUCUUAAACAAGAAAAUGUCUGUCCCAUUAUAACCUCUCGAAACCAAACACACACACACAUUACAAUCUCUUCUUCUCUGACAUUACACAAUGGUGGUGGUUUGAGCAAAAGCUUUUCAAAAGACAAAUAAUGGGGAAAACAAGCAAAUGGAUUCGAAGUUUGUUAACCGGAAAGAAAGAGAGAACAAAGGAACAUAUUAUUCAAAGCGAGUGUGGAUUCACUUCCUCCAUUCCAGGCACUCCUAAAGAGAAACGUCGAUGGAGUUUUCGACGUUCUUCAGCCACUGGACCACCACCAGCUUGUGCUAUUACCUUAAAAGAUUCACCGCCACCGCCACCACCACCUCCACCGCAACCACAACCAUUAGUGGUCGCAAUCGUGGACAAUGAAGAUGAACAAAUCAAGAACGUUUCAGGCGAAGAGAUUGAAGAAUUUGCAGCAAUAAAGAUUCAAGCGUGCUAUCGUUCUCAUUUGGCGAGGAAAGCAUUAAGAGCAUUAAAAGGGUUAGUGAAAUUACAAGCACUAGUGAGAGGUCAUUUAGUAAGGAAACAAGCAACAGCUACACUUAGAUGUAUGCAAGCAUUAAUAACACUUCAAGCCAAAGCUCGAGAACAGAGGAUUCGUAUGAUCGGAGGAGAUUCAACAAAUCCAAGAACAUCGAUUCACAAAACCCGAAUCAAUAACCUUUACCAAGAGAAUGAAGAAAACAUCAAGAUUGUGGAAAUGGACAUUCAAUCGAAAAUGUACUCUCCGGCUCCUUCUGCUUUAACCGAGAUGAGUCCUCGCGCGUAUAGUAGCCAUUUCGAGGAUUGUAACUCUUUCAACAUAGCUCAAAGUAGUCCUCAAUGUUUCAGCAGAUUCAAAGAGUAUUACAAUGGAGAUACUUUGUCUUCUUAUGAUUACCCUCUCUUCCCAAAUUACAUGGCUAAUACUCAGUCUUCUAAAGCCAAGGCUCGGUCUCAAAGUGCGCCGAAGCAGAGACCUCCUGAGAUCUAUGAGAAACAGAUGAGUGGGAGGAGAAGAUCUUCGAUGGAAGCACCGAGGAACAACGGUGUCCCGAGAGCUGUAAGGAUGCAGAGAUCUUCAUCUCAAUUAGGGUCAAAUACAGCCAAGGAAAGUCAACAACAUCAGCAUCAUCAUCAGUAUUAUCCGUGGAUGGCGAUUAAGCUCGAUAAAUCUAAUAUAUCGCUUAUGGAGAGCGAAUGCGGAUCUACGAGUACCGUUAUGACUAAUACCAACUACGGUAGACAUGUUGAUGUUCAGGGGAACAGCAUGUACUGAAAACUAUGAUUUAGAAAUCCUAGACAUGCCUAGAAACCGAAGAGCUCUAUGGUUUGUAGUAUUUGAUCAAAAUAGUUUUAAAGAUGAUGAAGAUUCAGCAAAGAACAAAUCCUUUUAUGUAAAUUAAGAUUGUAGUAGAAGUGACUCAUCUCGUCUUAAAUCUUGAUUUUUCCUUUUUCGUCUUUAAUUAUCAUUCGCAUUAACGUUAUAAUAUUUUGGAUAACUUUUUUGAUAGUGUUUGUCAAA
Messenger RNA from Arabidopsis lyrata subsp. lyrata, 1663 nucleotides. RefSeq names its product protein IQ-DOMAIN 32. The record is from RefSeq and is a predicted model, not a curated record. NCBI's taxonomy places the organism in Eukaryota, Viridiplantae, Streptophyta, Magnoliopsida, Brassicales, Brassicaceae. Gene Ontology annotation, molecular function: protein binding. The coding region runs from base 266 to 1417 and encodes 383 amino acids. The transcript has 4 exons.